Molecule: messenger RNA, 3407 nt
Organism: Leptomonas pyrrhocoris
Lineage: Eukaryota; Euglenozoa; Kinetoplastea; Trypanosomatida; Trypanosomatidae
Exons: 1
Coding region: 2895-3407 (170 amino acids)
Source: RefSeq, a predicted model, not a curated record
GCAGUUCCAGUUCAUUCCCUUUAAUGAUACCAGCGUGCAUUCUUUGACCCUUAACACGCUGCUUUCGCGGCGUUUUUGGGCAAUCUCGUUUGCGUGGUGUCUGGCGCUGGCCCCUCUUGAUUUCUCCCGUUUCCGUUUCGGCGCCGAGCGUCCGCGUCUUGAUGGUGGCCGGGCCCUGCCCCCAGGGCCCCGCGCCAAGCCGAACUGGUCCUGGCAUCACCGCCGGGCCUGGAGAGGCGCGUUGGCGGCGCCAUAUUCGUAUUCCCUGACCGCCUUUCCCGCUCUCAUCUCCUUUGAAUCUCGAAUUCAUGCAUAAGUUCUUUGUUGACCUGUUUGCUCAGUAUCAUUGUAUGACCUGUGUUCUUUACUGCGAAGCAUACAAACGCGUGAGCAUAUACGUGGUGGCGUCCCAUGCACAACCAAUCGCCGUGUGCUCUCUCUGUGUGAGUGUUGUUACGAAGUUGGAGUAUUGUGAAAUUCGCUGAACGCAAUGCAGCUGACACAGCUGUACGCGAGUGCGGACGCCUUCGUGUUUCCGUCAAAGGCGGAAGGCUGGGGGGCUGCCGGCGCUGCUCACGGAGUGAAGUGGACUGCGCGGCUUCAUCACACCGGACACGUGCUUCCGCAUCCCGCUGGACGGGCUGGAGGAGAUCGCACCCGACUCACCGUACGGGUACAAGGAGGGGAUGAAGAUGGCUAUGCCGAGCCGAGAGAAGACGGCGGAGCUGAUGCGGUAUGUGCUGCAACACCCGGAGCACGCGCGGCGUGUGGGGCAGCGGGCACGUGCGCUGAUGAUGCGUGAGAUGAGCGAGGAGGCGGUGGCGGACACGAUGGACAGUCUUUUCAUUGAAACCGUGACCAAGCGCCUCAAACGUCUCAGACGUCAUAAACGGCGGUAACGCACAAGAAGAAACUCGAAAAGAAAUGGUCUUCUGCCCUCAUGUCGUACAGAGAAAGAAAUGUAGGAGUUGUGAAGCAGGACGAGCAGUUCAACUGGGAGCCACAGCAAAUGGCUACAGGGUCAAUCGCCAUAUCGUUCUGAUAAAGAUCGCCACUACACCGCGUACGAAGCUUCCCAAUCAGACACGGCCAGUAAUGUGACGUACACUUGUUAGAGGAUGUUCAGCUAGGCAUCGUGUUCGUGCUUCACCCCCUGCAGUUUCCACCUCCGUUUAUCUUCCGUCUUCAUCAUUUUCUCCAUCACCACCAACUCUCGUGUGCACUGCGGUAAACCUCAAUAGUGAUAAACACCAUUCUUCACCACUAUUAAGUUCGCCCCUUCGUAGGUCUACGUAUCACCUCGCUUGCAUAGCUAUUGAAGAAAAACGGAUUAUUUCUCUUUCUUCCUCUGAGUCGAACGGUGCUGCUUGAAGUGUCCGUUUGACGAGCACGCCGAGCGAGGCGGAGGUUAGCGGGUGAUAGCACUUUUCUCCUUUACUUAUUGCUCUUACCCUUAGUACGACUUAAACCAAAUUCCUUCCUUCCUUGUCGACCCACCGCUUUCCGUACGCGAGCCCGUCUGAAGAAUGGAAAAGUCACCCCACAGAUUUCCCAGACCUCGUGGCGGGCCUCCACACUACACUUCCCGAUACGCCUAAGGAUGAUGGCGCUCACGUAGGACUGUCGCGUCUGCAGGAGAACGACCUCACGCGGGUGAUACGGCCACCGAAGGUGCAGAACGAGUUGUCUUGUUGCGGAAAUAAGAAUGUACCUUGUGUUUCAAGGUGAGUCGGUGAGUGGUGUUGGAACGUCAUCGCUGCUGGAGAACGUCUUGGCGCUAGCGGAACAAUUCAGAUUGCCGCUGCGGCUUGAUCCGCUGACGCCCCUCUCCGACAGUUUGAGAGAGCGAGCUGAAGCGCUGCACGUUUGGCUGCCGCCGUCGAUGGUGCGCAAGCUCCGCAGUGCGGCCAGCGGUGAAGAAAACACGCCUCCCGUGCAAUAGAAGCUGCGAGACCUUCCCUUGUGCUCAGGCAGCGUUUCCCAACUUGAGAGAACUAUCCAUUCAGUUCAAGGAGCUUGAUGCUGCAUACGUUACUACUGGUGUGAAACGAGUCGUAUGUGCGGCAGCAAAGCUGUCGGUCAGCGAACUUGCGGAGUGCGGUUGCCUGCAACUGGAUGAGGUGUCUGUUAUGUCUGGGUCGCAGCGCUUGCGUUGUCUGAUUAUCAACAACUGUGGACCGGGAUUACUUGCAGAUCCAGCGAGCCAUCCGCUGCUCCCUCUUCUCUAUGAUUCUGGCAACACAGAGUUGCGUGACCUCUCUGGCCCUUGCUGGUGCGCCACGCUUUCAGGUCCUCAGCGUAAGCUGAUGUGAACAAGACGGUCCCGAUGGCCUUGACAACUGCCUGUAACUGAGAGAGCUCGAUGUGUCUCCGCAGUCUAGCUAGCGCGCUUUGUCUCAAAACGGUAUUGGCGUGGGAUGGUGACUUGCGGACACCUUCUUUAAAAUGUAGGCGGUGAUUCCAAAUCUAACGGGAUGAAGUAACUGUAAACAGCACCAUGAUGAGAGGAAGGGGAGAAGAAGAAUAGAAAAGGGAGGUGUGCGUGAAACGUUCUGGAGAAAGACGACGAAGCAAAGCAGAGGUGUCAACGGUGAAACAAUCAGAACAAAACAAUACAUGACAAGAAGACAACGACAGAGAGCUGAACAUUUCUUCUUAAACUGAAAGAAAAUGAAACCGGAAAGAUUCGUGAAGUUUUUGAUGUUUUUAUUCUUCGUCAUGCAGCAUUGCGUCGCCGGCGUGCUGACAGAACAGCCCGAAAGCAACCACAGGGUGCCUGCGGUGGUGCUGACCACGUACGGCUCGGCGCCAUUGCCAAUGGUGGAGGAGCAGCUGCGCUCUGUUUUUGCCCCCGUGUGGCCGGGGCUGCGUCUCGUGAAGAGACACCGUCCACAAUGAUGGCGCUACAGCAACGACUGCCGCCUCCACAUGACCGCAAACUGUAUGGGGAGGUUUUGAACGUUCUUACGGUCGUCCGCCACGACUUGCCUGGGUGUCUGCGCCUCCUGCUGUUCAUCGCGAAGCAGCAGAAACCGCUGCAGCACUAUUCCCUCGAGAAGAUGCGGAAGGCGCUGACGAACCACCGCAUCUCGCGCAAGAACCCCUUCUGCGAGGAGAUUGCACCGGCGCCGUGGAAGAGGCAGAGGGCGUGGCCGUGGUGGUGUGUGGCGGGCUCUUCGGGUGCCGGACGCGGCGCUGUCUACCGCGCCGAGGGACCAAAGAAGGUGCGGCAGCUGCCCACCAAGAAGAAGCAACUGCAGCAGCAACGGCGGCUUCCUGCUGAACGGCGGAGUGUUGCAACGCCUCGUGCUCAACCGUCGGCACACCGCGCCAGCUCGGACGUGAUGAGCCCUCCACUUUCUCGGCGACCGCACGGCAACAGGCAGAGGAGACGAGCAGGGGCAUGA